AUGGCCUCUACAGAACCACUUCCCUCUGCUCUUCCGGAUCCAACCAUCCAUAUAACAACCCACAACUCCUCUGGUAAAGCUACAAUCCACUCUUCAUCUCAGAACCAAUGGGAUUGGUUCCCCGAGAGGGCCGUUGGAUUCAACGUGGUGUACACCACUUCAUCAUUCCCGGUCUCGCUGAACGACGAUGCCGAUAUUAAAGACCACACGGCGACCAUGUCCAGUCGUCAGCUCGGGCUCGUCAAGAAAGGCGGGACAGUCUGUCGUAUUGUUGAUUUUGGUCCGGGAGGCAGUCCUCUAAUGCAUCGCACACAAAGCCUAGACUAUGGAGUUGUUUUGGAAGGCACCAUCGAGAUGGAAUUGGACGAUGGCAGCGUGACUCUCUUGAAGCGUGGAGACGUUGCAGUGCAGCGGGGUACAAAUCACGCGUGGAGGAACCCCAGCAAGACAGACUGGACGAGAAUGCUGUUUGUCUUGCAGGACUGUCAGCCAGUGCUUGUGGGCGGAGAAAGACUUCACGAGGAACUUGGAGAAGGAGGCAAAGACAUCCCAAGAAGCGGCAAUGAUGAUUGA
Fonsecaea multimorphosa CBS 102226 is the source of this 573-nucleotide messenger RNA. RefSeq lists its product as uncharacterized. Bases 1 to 573 code for a protein of 190 amino acids. The record is from RefSeq and is a predicted model, not a curated record. Lineage: Eukaryota; Fungi; Ascomycota; Eurotiomycetes; Chaetothyriales; Herpotrichiellaceae. The transcript has a single exon.